Messenger RNA from Danio rerio (zebrafish), 1817 nucleotides. It is a transcript of the gene ugt5d1, whose product is annotated as UDP glucuronosyltransferase 5 family, polypeptide D1. Gene Ontology annotation, molecular function: UDP-glycosyltransferase activity; glucuronosyltransferase activity. Lineage: Eukaryota; Metazoa; Chordata; Actinopteri; Cypriniformes; Danionidae. Gene Ontology annotation, cellular component: membrane. The record is from RefSeq and is marked provisional.
CAUGCAUGAACAAUUAAGGUACAAUGAAGUCAUUUUUCAGCCAGUCAAAUGUUAUCACUGGAUUAUUUUUGGCCUUAUCUGCUUUCACCCUGAGCUGCAGUGGAGGUAAAAUUCUCCUGUAUCCUGUGGAUGGAAGCCAUUGGGUCAACAUGAAAGUCUUGAUAGAAGAGCUGCACUCCAGGGGUCACAGCAUCACGGUGAUCCGACCUAAAUCCAGCUGGUACAUCACGGAAAAGUCUCCUCUAUACACUUCCAUCACAAUCCAGGACAAUGUUAAUGAUUUUGAAAACUUUUUUGAAGAUUAUUUAUCGAAAGCGAUGGAGAUAGAGCGAGGCGAAGGUUCUGGACUUGCAUUCUUGAAACUCCAAUAUGAUCUGUUCUCAAUGCUGUCAACAGCUCAUGAAAUUGCUUGCAAAAUGGUGUCCAUUAUUUUAGAAGAUAAGAUGCUUGUAAAAAAACUUCAAGAUGAACAGUAUGACUUAAUGCUCACCGAUCCCGCAAUAGCAGGGGGAGUGUUUUUAGCACAUUAUUUAAAGCUGCCUCUUGUUCUCAAUGUACGAUGGAUUACCAGUGGUGAAGGACACUUUGCUAUCGCACCAUCUCCGAUGUCUUACAUUCCUUUACCAGGUUCUGGUCAUACAGAUAAAAUGGAUUUUGCUCAAAGAGUUAAAAAUGUUUUAUUCAAAACCUUUACGUUCCUCCAGAACAGAUUUGUGGUGGGUCCACAUUACGACAUACUCAUAGACAAGUAUCUAGAUUACAAAACAGAUAUUGUUGGCCUUAUUCAGGCUGCUGAUAUCUGGCUCAUGAGGGCUGAUUUUGUCUUCGAGUUCCCCAGGCCAACCAUGCCAAAUAUUGUUUACAUGGGUGGAUUUCAAUGCAAACCUUCUAAGCCUCUACCAGCAGACCUGGAAGCAUUUGCACAGAGUUCAGGAGAGCAUGGCUUUAUUAUUAUGUCCUUGGGAACACUUGUCAAAAGUCUCCCAGCCGACAUGGCGAAUGCUAUCGCAGCUGCAUUUGCAAGAUUACCUCAGAAAGUCAUCUGGAGGCAUCUUGGAGAUCGACCGUCCAAUGUUGGGAACAACACACUUAUUGUGGACUGGAUGCCGCAGAAUGACCUCCUGGGACAUUCAAAGAUCAAAGCGUUUGUGGCUCAUGGAGGAACCAAUGGAGUGCAGGAGGCCAUUUUCCAUGGGGUACCAGUUCUGGGAGUCCCUUUGUUCUUCGACCAGUUUGACAACUUAAUACGUGUUCAGGGGAAAGGAGCGGGUAAGAUACUUAAGCUGUCAGAACUCAAUGCCGAAGCUUUCGAACAAGCCCUUCAGGAGUUGCUCAAUGACGGCUCCUACAAGAGGAACAUGCAGACACUGUCCACUCUGCACAGGGAUCAGCCCAUGAGGCCAUUGGACACGGCCAUCUUCUGGAUUGAGCAUGUGAUCAGACAUAAAGGUGCAACACACCUGCGCUCAGAGUUUUACAAGAUGCCGUGGUACUCGUACCAUUCUGUGGACGUGUUUUUGGUUCUGUUCACUGUUGCUGCUGUGUGUAUGCUUUCUACCAUUGCAGUGAUCAGAUAUGUGUGCUACAAAAUAUGCUGUAGGAGAAAAAGUAAAAGUGAAUGACACUAUGCGAAUGCUGGCAUGCAGAGAAAAACAAUGGGACAUCAUUGUUUCAAGAUUUGCUGAUGUUAUUAUGCUUAGUAUUGCAAAAAGUGUGUUUGAUAAAACUUUUAUUGAUGUUUACGAUCUUUUAAUAUGUGACAUGGUAUACAAUAGACGGCUUUAAAAGCACUAAAUAAAAUGUGGAAACAUGGUCCA